This is a messenger RNA of Syzygium oleosum, 1442 nucleotides long. RefSeq lists its product as uncharacterized. Gene Ontology annotation, molecular function: ATP binding; acetylglutamate kinase activity; L-glutamate N-acetyltransferase activity, acting on acetyl-CoA as donor. Bases 16 to 1050 code for a protein of 344 amino acids. The record is from RefSeq and is a predicted model, not a curated record. Gene Ontology annotation, biological process: L-arginine biosynthetic process. The transcript has 2 exons. Lineage: Eukaryota; Viridiplantae; Streptophyta; Magnoliopsida; Myrtales; Myrtaceae. Gene Ontology annotation, cellular component: cytoplasm; chloroplast thylakoid.
GAGAGAGAGAGAAGAAUGGAGAUGACACUGACGAGAAGCCUCCGCCACCACCACCACCACCACCACCUCUCUCCUCCGCUCCCCAGAACCCUACGCCCCAAGACCCCCAACACCCUCUCCCUCCGGACCCCACGCCUCGCCGUCGCCGGUUCCUCCUCCUCCGCGUCCGCCGCCGCCUCCGCCGUCGCCGCCUCGCCCCCGGGCCAGUUCCGGGUCGACGUGCUCUCGGAGUCCCUCCCCUUCAUCCAGAAGUUCCGGGGCAAGACCAUCGUCGUCAAGUACGGCGGCGCCGCCAUGAAGUCGGAGGCCCUCCGCGCCUCCGUCGUGAACGACCUCGUCCUCCUCGCCUGCGUCGGCCUCCGCCCCGUCCUCGUCCACGGGGGCGGCCCCGAGAUCAACUCCUGGCUCGCCCGCCUCGGCAUCGAGCCCGUCUUCCGCGACGGCCUCCGCGUCACCGACGCCUCCACCAUGGAGAUCGUCUCCAUGGUCCUCGUCGGGAAGGUGAACAAGCACCUCGUCUCGCUCAUCAACAGGGCGGGGGCCACCGCCGUCGGGCUCUCGGGCAUGGACGGGUGCCUCCUCACCGCCCGCCCGGCCCCGAACGCUGCCCAAUUGGGGUUCGUCGGGGAGGUGGCCUCCGUCGACCCCACCGUGCUACGACCCCUUACGGACAGUGGCCACAUUCCCGUGAUUGCAUCCGUGGCGGCCGACAAGGACGGGCAGUCGUAUAACAUCAAUGCCGACACGGUGGCAGGUGAGCUGGCGGCUGCAUUGGGUGCAGAGAAGCUGAUUUUGUUGACAGAUGUCGCGGGGAUUCUUCGGGACCGGAACGAUCCCGGUAGCUUGGUGAAGGAGAUUGAUAUAAAGGGGGUGAGGAAGAUGAUAGAGAACGGGUUGGUUGCGGGAGGGAUGAUUCCGAAGGUCAAUUGCUGCGUGAGGUCGUUGGCGCAGGGCGUGAGGACGACGAGUAUAAUCGAUGGAAGGGUCCCGCAUUCGUUGCUCCUCGAGAUCAUGACGGAUGUAGGAGCUGGAACCAUGAUCACCGGCUAAAAGACGUGACGAUGACGGUUAUCUUCAGGCUCGGAUGAAUUGCAAUUGAGUUCAUUUUUGUGGCACUGAUGUGAUUUUAGAACCUUCAUGAUUCCAGCCAUUUGCAAAGUAGGAAGCUUUUCCAACGAGAUAAGUUAUGCACACUAGAACAUAUAUGGCUUGUAAGGGAGUGAUAAUGCAAUUUAUGCUUGAAAGCUUUUUGAAUCAUAAGCCAGAGAAUGAAAAUCUCUGCUUGUUGUUGGAUGACUGUUAAUUAUGGGAGGCAAAUCAAUUCGAAUGAUUUUCAUGGAUCUUUUUCUCUAGAGUCGGUUAAUAAGCUAAGGAGCAAUCUUAGACCGCAUCUUGUUAGCAUUAAUUGUCAUAGAAGAAAGCUUAAAUGCUUUAUGCUUCUA